UCAUCACGUACUCCUGGAUCAGGCCGCCAACUCCCAAAGUUGCUUGAACUCCUUUGGCCCUUUGCUCAUCUCCUGCAGUCAGUCAUUGGGAUCAUAACAACCCGACGACAGCCAAUAAUGGCCAUGCUCCGGAGAAUGCUUGCCAUUGGGUACUCAUAAGCACUCGUCGAAAAGUCAUGAGGUCACGCGAAACUGUGCGAGACCCGACCACGAGCGGACCAACGCUAGGCCAGAGCGACUUCUGUGAGGGCAGCUUGUGUACGAGUAUGUCGACAACAAGGAACAUAUGAAGAGAUUGAGCAAGCACCAUCCGUCUCGGGUUUGAGCAUGUAGGCAAAGGCAGCCGUGAUGACGGCUUGACGGAAUCGAGAAUUGAACCGAAACACCGACCGUCCGACCGUCCGCCUUCGUAUUCGCAUUGGAGCGUGGUGAAGUAUAUCAAGCACAUAUCCGGCGAAAGAGGUUGAAGCAUUGCUGUACACCAGCCUGAACUCAUUGCGGAUUCAGGGAGUCAUCUGCAACAUGUCACCACCGGCUGUAAUGAGAGCAUGGCAGUAUUCAAGCACCAAGGGUAGUCUAGAGAAGAACCUCCGCCUCAACACAUCUGCUCCGGUCCCCCAGCCUUCUCCCAACCUGCAUCUGGUACAGGUGCUGGCAACAGCACUCAAUCCUGUUGACUACAAGCCUGCUGAGAUUCGGCUUCUGAGUCACUUCGCUAUUCCCAAGCCAGCAACUCCUGGUAUUGAUUUCGCGGGAUAUCUGGUCACCCCUGCCACUGGAUCGGUCCUGAAACCUGGUCAACUUGUCUUCGGCGCGUCGGGAACGUCGUACUUGGCCGGAGGUGCCUUGGCCGAAUACGCGGUCACGAAAGAAGAUCAAAUCGUUGCUAUUCCAGACGGCUUGGAUCCAAUUUCGGCAUCGACAAUCUGUGUGGCGGGACUAACAGCUCACCAAUCGAUCGUACCAUACGUCAAGGCGGGAGAUAAGAUAUUCAUCAACGGCGGCUCAGGCGGGACAGGAGUCUUUGGCAUCCAGAUUGCGAAAGCCGUCGGGUGCAAUGUCACGACCACAUGUUCUAGCGUCAACAUUGAACUCUGCAAAAGCCUGGGCGCGGACUCCGUUAUCGACUACAAGAAGCAGAACGUGCUCGAAGCGUUGAAGGCCAGCGGACACCAGUUUGAUCACGUCGUCGACAACAUCGGCGCGAACUUUGAGCUCUACUGGAAAUGCCACGAAUACACGCGACCUGGGGCCUUGUUCAUGGUCGUCGGGGCGCCGAUCUCGCGAGCCUUCGUCGUGGACGCCAUCCUGAGGAAGUUAUGGCCUGCCUUUCUCGGAGGCGGAAAGCGGCAAGCGGUCAGUUUUUUCCCCAAGGCGAAGCCUGCAGAUAUAGAAAGCAUCGCCCGCUGGAUGAAAGAAGGGAAGGUGAGGCCCGUGAUUGACGAGCAGUUCACCUUUGAGCACGCUCCUCAGGCGAUUGAGAAACUAAAAACGGGCCGAGCAAGGGGGAAGAUUGUGGUUGAGGUGUCCUCGUCUGGUUCAAAAUGAGAUUCCAGGACUCCUUUUGGCACAAAUAUAUGGCCUCUAUCCGUUUUUGCAACCCG
Cladophialophora immunda is the source of this 1604-nucleotide messenger RNA. RefSeq lists its product as uncharacterized. Bases 523 to 1548 code for a protein of 341 amino acids. The record is from RefSeq and is a predicted model, not a curated record. NCBI's taxonomy places the organism in Eukaryota, Fungi, Ascomycota, Eurotiomycetes, Chaetothyriales, Herpotrichiellaceae. The transcript has 2 exons. Gene Ontology annotation, molecular function: oxidoreductase activity.